This is a messenger RNA of Acanthopagrus latus (yellowfin seabream), 4280 nucleotides long. RefSeq names its product ral guanine nucleotide dissociation stimulator-like 1. The transcript is spliced from 17 exons. Gene Ontology annotation, molecular function: guanyl-nucleotide exchange factor activity. Gene Ontology annotation, cellular component: plasma membrane. The coding region runs from base 443 to 2710 and encodes 755 amino acids. Gene Ontology annotation, biological process: positive regulation of GTPase activity; Ras protein signal transduction. The record is from RefSeq and is a predicted model, not a curated record. Lineage: Eukaryota; Metazoa; Chordata; Actinopteri; Spariformes; Sparidae.
CUGUACCGACACACACACGCACACACACACACCUCCGGUCCCUCCUCCCACAGUCAACACCCGCAGCAGAGAGUCACACCCACUAUAAAGCCCGGUGAGUUUCAGCUGAAGUGUCCUCAGUCAGAGGGGGAAACUUGUCAGCGGGUCACAGUGGGUGCUCAUCUUCCCGGUGGACACAGACGAAACGCGUCGGCACCCAUGGGAGCAGCCCUGCGCUUUUCUAUGCCGGCGUGAAAUGUAGAGUGAGCACUUCGCGGCCAAAGUCGUCUUUGUAAUUUGUAACAGGAUCGCGUUAAUGUAGUCGCGAACGAGAGAGUUUAAAAAGCGUUUUUUAUUAAAGAUCAGCAUGCAGCCGUAACGUCCCUGCCUCUCAACGUGGAAGUUUAUUUUCAGUCCAGCAGUUCAGUCGAGAUGGAAGACGCUCCUUAAACCACCGGACGAGAUGGGAAAAUGGGAGCUGACAAUGAACCCAGUGCAGGAAUGGGGUGAGGAGGUCGAGGAUGGUGCAGUCUAUGGGGUCACGCUGCGCCGGGAGCCCGUCCCCUCCUCCAACCCCAGCGAGACCAGUCCAUGCAGUGCAUUUGUCCAAUACCGAACCUGCAAGGUGCGGCGCCUGAAGGCUGCUACCCUGGACCUGCUUGUGAAUCACCUCCUUGACCCUGGCUGCCAGGAGAUGGACUACGGCAGGAUCCUCCUCUCAACCUACAGAACCUUCACUGGUACCUCCCAACUCAUAGAGCUGCUCUUCCAGAGAGACAGUGCUGCUUCAGAUCUGGAGAACAGUGAAUGCUACAGGAGCCCUCUGUUGGCCUUUGUCCAGACAUGGUUGGAUGAGUACAGCGAGGACUUCAGAGAUCCUCCCCUGCACGCGGCCCUCAGGCUGCUGCUGGAUCACCUGAGGAUCAGCUCUGCAGUCCACGACAACAUGCACACUCAGCCCAACUUCUGCUCGCUGGCUGCGCAGGCCGAGGCGCUGCUCAUGAAGUUCCAGAAAGAAGAGGGUGAGACAAAUGUCAGUCCUGCCCAGGCAGAUCUGGAGCAGGAUGAGGAGGGCUCAGGUGACGAGGAUUCAGGGUGUGAGAACUUUUUGGAUCAAGGCAGCAUCAUGGACUUCCCUGCUGCGACCAUUGCCGAGCAGCUCACCCGAAUGGACUCUGCUCUGUUUGUCAAAGUGGUGCCGUACCAGUGCCUGGGUUGCGUGUGGUCCCAAAGAGACAAGAAGGAAAACAUGUCCCCCACCAUCCGUGCCACCAUUACACAGUUCAACACCGUCACAAACCAGGUCAUAAUGUCACUGCUCUGCCAGCCGACAGACGGCAACUCCAGUCCCACCUCCCCCCGCCGGCCUGCCACUACGCCAGCUCAAAGGGCCCGCAUCAUAGAGAAGUGGAUCCGAGUAGCACAGGACUGUCGCGUGUUGAAGAACUUCUCCUCUGUCAAGGCGAUCCUGUCGGCCCUUCAGUCCAAUGCAGUUUACAGGCUGAGGAAGACCUGGGCUGCUGUGAGCAGGGAUAGCAUGGCCACGUUUGAAAACCUGUCGGAAACCUUCCCUGAUGAGAACUGUGUGCUGACCAACAGAGAGCUGCUGGUGGAGGACGGGGGCCAGGCGGCUGUGGAUAACAUUUCUCCAAAGAUAUCCAAGAGGUGUCCGAUCCCCAGACAGAUGAGCACCUCCAGUGGAGUGGUUCCUUACCUGGGCACCUACCUGACCGUCCUCACCAUGCUGGACACAGCUCUGCCUGACACCGUAGAGGGUGGGCUCAUAAACUUUGAGAAGAGGAGGAGGGAGUUUGAGGUUCUGUCGCAGAUCCGCGUGCUGCAGGCGUCCUGUUCCCAGUACAACCUGCCCCAUCACCCCAGAGUCGCUGCGUGGCUGCAGGGACACAAGCUGCUCACUGACCAGGAGAGCUACGAACUGUCGAGGCAGCUGGAGCCGCCGGUGGACUUGUGUUCGCCAACGCCCUGGAGCCACCGCACGCUCACAAAGAAACUCUCGUCCCUGCUGACGGUGAGCGAUGGAUCUAAAAAGCUCCCUGCUGACCAGAUCAGCGUUACAUCUUCUGGAUCCAGUGGAUCUGAGAUGGAGGACCUGUCCUCACCGAACUCAGCCUGUUCCAUCAGACUGCAGUCAUUUCACAGCUCUUGCAACAACGUGUCGGAGGCCUUCUCCUCCACAUCGUCGUCCUCCUCCUCGUCCUCCCCCCGCUCCUCGGCGAACUCCUCUCCAGACUCUCCUACUCCUUCCGGCUCCUGCUCGGACUGCCGGACGGACCUCUGCGCUCCGCUGGCGUCCAGCGGCGGUGCUCGGCAGAAGCCCGCCCUGUCCUCCAACCACAAGCGCUCCGUGUCCAUGACCUCCCUGCCGCUGUACAACCGCCAGGUGGCCGACUCGUGUAUAGUCCGGGUGAGCGUGGACCUGGGCCACAACAACGGCAACAUGUAUAAAAGCAUCCUGCUGACCAGCCAGGACAAGACUGCUCAGGUGAUCCAGAGGGCGCUGGAGAAGCAUCACCUCGAGCACAUGAACUGGCGGGACUUCAGCCUGACGCAGCUCAUAUCCCAGAACAGAGAGCUGCUCAUACCGGACAAAGCAAACGUCUUCUAUGCCAUGUCAACGACGGCGAACUUUGACUUUAUAUUGCGCCAGUUCUCCAAAGGCCAGAAGAAACCCCUGAGGGCCACGUCGAGUCUCGGACGAUACACAAAGUAGUGGACGUAUUCUGCAACAGGAGGAUGGACGCUUGUUGGAAAUGGUCGUUAAUUUUAAGAAACAUGAGAAGACAUUUAGAGACAUUUUUAUGGCCACUGACGAGAUGAUGCAAAAGCACUUUAUGAAGAAGAAUGCUCGCCUCAACAGAAACUGAUGGAGCUGUGAGAAACAUCCAACGUUCCUGUUGGAAAAGACUUGGCAUGAAUCUUAAAAAAAAGAAAAGAAAAUCAACUCAUUCCUUUGUUAUGUUGAUAAAGCUUUGCUUUAAGUGCAUGGAUGCAUGUUCAAACACAUGAUUUUAGCUCUGACACUGCUGCUAGAUGUCACCUUUGAUUACUGUAUGGACAUGAAGAGCACACACACACACACACACACUCCCCCCCAGAGAGCAACACGUGCCCACAUCAGUCACCUGAACACCGAGAAACGACCGGCCAUUUCCCAACGCAGCUGGGUGCCAUUAAUAACCCGUGCGUUGAAAAAGGGAACGCGGGGAGAGGCGUUGGGUCUGUAAUGAACCCCUCAGCGGGGAGGCUGUCGGCCACUCGAGAUGAGACCGCCCGGCGGGCCUGUGUGUCGCUGUGCCAGUUCCAUCUGAGGAGUGGGCGGGGACGUUCUCACCAGGGAUCACUGUGUUCCCGGGGAGUAUUAGGCCGGCUUCUUCGGCGUUGCUGUGAUACUCAUGCCUGACUGGAAGGAUGGCAUUCCUGAGCCUGGGUAACCGUGGUGGCAGCAGCAGAGGCUUUUGACGGACGGGACAGGAUGUUCACAUGCAAAUGGCUACUGUCUUUAGAUAAAGGUGUUCGUGCUAUGACUUAGCAACUUUGACUUUUUUCAAUUUUUUUCUUCCCUCUCUGAAUAGUUUCUAUUUAUUUUCACCCUCACUGUGAUCCCACUGCUGAUUGCACCUUCAUUUAAUUAACACAUGUGAUGACUCACUGUGGUGUUAAUGUUGUCUCUUGACUGGUUUGAACAUACUUUUCAAAAAGGAAAACAAAGUUUAUUCUGAAAAAAACAGCUGUGAUGAAUGAGAUUUUAAUUGUAGAGAUGUCUUGUUUUCUGAUGAAUAUUUAAAAAUGUACUUUUUUUUUUAACUUAAAUUCCAUUAAUAAAUUAGGUUCAGACUUGUAAGUGCCUGGAUGUAACUGCUGCUGAAAUGGCUUGAUUUGAAGCCGGGGAAUCUGGAUGGAAUAAUUUCAGUGACGUCAAUCGACAUGAUGAGUCAAGUGAGAUCGUAGAUGACGAUCAUAUCUUCACACAGUUAAAGCUCCGGGGAUCAUUUGGAGAAGAAGAAGAGCUAUACAAAGAACAGACGCACUCUGUAAAUGUUAUCUCUUGGAAAUCCCUCGAGUGUAGACAGCUGUUGCGGAAGGGAAAAGAAAUGUGUCGGUGACCACACUGUGAAGUAUCCUCUCUCUCGGCAGUUCAGAUCUGAAUGGCUGGUACUUGUGGUUUAUAAAUAAAACUGCCUUUUUGUUCACUCAUGUGAUUAAUGAAGAGAAUGUCAGAAUUGCGUAAUAAACUGUUUUGAAAGGAAUGCAGCGCCUGAUGUGCAUCUUCAGUCGGAUGG